Rubroshorea leprosula is the source of this 2508-nucleotide messenger RNA. The record is from the annotation of a GenBank genome assembly. NCBI's taxonomy places the organism in Eukaryota, Viridiplantae, Streptophyta, Magnoliopsida, Malvales, Dipterocarpaceae.
CCUUUAAAUACAUGGGUUUUGAAGGUUUCAACGGAAGGCAAAUGGCAUCUUCAGGACUCUCUCUGAUCUUAUUUUUCUCUGUUUUUCUCACAAAUGUCGUUUCUGCUGCCGAUCCUUACUUCCAGUCUAAUUGUGUUAACAAUGGCAACUUCACGGCAAACAGCGCUUACGGAACCAACCUCAACCUUUUGUUUUCUCAGCUAUCCACCACGGCCGAUUUCAAUUAUGGGUUCUACAAUUUGUCCGUCGGUCGGAGCCCUGACCAGGUCAACGCAAUCGGACUCUGCAGGGGAGACCAAAAGGAGGACGCCUGCAGAAGUUGCCUGAACGAGACCAUCUCUAAGCUCGAGCAGCUAUGUCCCACCUACAAAGAGGCAAUCGGAUGGUCGGAAUUCUGUACGUUACACUACUCAAGUCAACAACUCUUUGGAUCCAUGGAAUCCACUCCUUCGGCUAUACUUUUUAAUGUUAAAAACGCAUCUGAUGUAAAUGGGUUCAAUCAGGCGUUAAGCCCCUUGUUGAAUAACUUGAGCAGCCGUGCGGCGGCCGGAGGACCUCUUCUCAAAUAUGCAGCGGGUAACACGACCGGUCCGGGUUUCUUUUUGACAAUUUAUGCUCUCGAGCAGUGCACUCCCGAUCUGUCCCAGCUGGAAUGCAGCGAUUGUCUGACGACGGCAAUCGGAAGGAUCCCUUCUGGCUGCUAUGGGAAGAUCGGAUGCAGAGUUCUGCAACCCAGCUGUAAUUUAAGAUACGAGACCAGUCCAUUUUUUGCAGCCGUAGCUGAUAUUCCUCAGCCGCCGCCGCCAUCGUCUUCACUUUCUCCAACAGAAGGAAAUGGAAAUGCGGGCAACACAACCCGAAUAAUCAUCAUUGCCGUUAUUCCUUCGGUUGUCGGUAUUCUCUCACUUGUCUUCUGUAUUUGGAUCUGUUUAAGAAGCAAAAAGCCAAGAGAAAAUUUUGAAACUGCAGAAGCAGAUGAAAUGAUCAAAACUGAGUCUUUGCAAUAUGACUUAGCCACUGUUCGGGCCGCAACUAAUAACUUCUGUGAUGAAAAUAAACUUGGACAAGGAGGAUUUGGAGCAGUUUACAAGGGCAAGCUUCCAAAUGGACAAGAAGUAGCCGUGAAGAGGUUAUCUAGUGGUUCUGGACAAGGAGACUUAGAAUUCAAGAAUGAGGUUCUCUUAGUGGCCAAGCUUCAACACCGGAAUUUGGUAAGACUCUUGGGCUUCUGUCUGGAAGGAGAUGAAAGACUUCUCAUCUAUGAAUUUGUGCCAAACACAAGCCUUGAUCAUUUUAUUUUUGAUCCAAUCAAGCGCGCACAACUAAAUUGGGAAAGUCGUCACAAAAUCAUCGGAGGCAUAGCUCGUGGCCUCCUUUACCUACAUGAGGAUUCUCGUCUUCGAAUAAUUCAUCGUGAUCUCAAAGCAAGUAAUAUUUUGUUAGAUGAAGAUAUGAACUCUAAAAUUGCAGAUUUUGGCAUGGCAAGAUUAUUUGUUAGAGAUGAAACACAAGGCAAUACUAGUAGAAUUGUGGGAACUUAUGGAUACAUGGCUCCAGAGUAUGCAAUGCAUGGGCAGUUUUCAAUAAAGUCAGAUGUCUUCAGUUUUGGCGUGUUACUUUUGGAAAUUGUAAGUGGUCAAAAAAAUAAUUGUUUCCAAAAUGGGGAGAACACAGAGGACCUACUAAGUUAUGCAUGGAGAAACUGGAGGGAAGGGACUGGAUUAAAUCUCAUAGAUCCAAUUUUGAGGAACGGUUCAACGGCUGAAAUGAUGAGAUGCAUCCAUAUUGGUUUGCUAUGUGUUCAAGAAAACGUUGCUGACAGACCAACCAUGGCUUCAAUUGUUCUCACACUUAGUAGCAAUUCAACCAGUCUCCCAGUGCCUUCUCAACCUGCAUUUUUUAGGCACAGCACCAUUGAAUCAGAUAUGUCAUCCUCAUAUGGCUACAAUUCAUGGGUAUCAAACUCAAAGAGAUCAAAGGAAGAAUCACUCCCUUUGACAAAUAAUGAAGUUUCAAUCACAGAGCUAAGUCCUCGAUAGUUUUGGAGAUUCAAAGGUACAAUUAGAUUCACAUUGUCAAUCCCGUUCAGAAUAAUGCUAGAAUUAACUUAUUAGAUGUACUUGUAUCUAAUACCAGUUCUUUCUUUGUAAGCAAAACUACUUCCAAGCAUGGGAAUAUAGUGUACAAUUUGAUUCGUGUUCUGGUUUCCUUCUAGUAUAAUUUUAUACAGUGUAUACUUUGACAGUGGUUUCUUUCUUUUCUGCAAAAUUACUUCCAUUUACUGAUUCAUUGUAACAUUUUAUUUGGUGUUGUCUUGUUCCAUCUCAAUCAAAUUUACUUGUGUAAGGCUUUUGUAAGCUUCAUUUAAUGGAAAUUAUGGUUGUAAAAUUAUAAAGAGAACAGUUUCUACUUUCUAGGGUACAAAAGAAGGAGAAGAUGUAAGAAAAUCUGUUCAUCACAGACAUAAAGCUUUUUUCCCAGCACAUGCAAUAAAUAAGUUGAUUUAUU